AUGACUGCCCCGAGAAGCAGCCGUAAAUUUGUUGAUGCCAACAACCCUUCCGCUGGGUUUCACUGCCGCACGUGCGUCCGGCAUAUCAAUCAUCACGGCAGCCUUCCAACCGAGCAGGAUCUUGCAGCGUUCGAGUACCGCAAAAGGAUACGGAAACGACGUCCUUACCCUAGUGCAUCAGACGUUUGGAAGAGAGAACCAAUGCCUCACCACACCUCCGGCUCUGUUUCAUCUACCAAACAGAUGAAACAGAGCCGCGAUGAAUACCCUUGCAUGCACUGCGGCGACAUAACCAUCUCCAGCAGCAAACGUAGGCUCGUUGAGCCUCAGAAUCCCGCGGCAGGUUAUUACUGCCAGCCAUGUACGCGGUCUCUACUUGAAACCGACUCCCUGCCAAGCACCGUCAAAAUCGCAGCGCUUAGAAAGCUCAGAGCGACCCGCAUGCAAAACAAUCCCCGAGUCUUGAAAAGCCCCUGUGUCCACUGCGGGGAAAUUACCGCCCCCAGCAGCAAGCGUCGACUCGUCGAGUCGAAGAACGCCUACGCCGGGUAUUACUGCCGCGCCUGUGCAGAUUGUUUGGUGCAAACCGAUUCCCUGCCGAGUGAGAUACGCCUUGCAGUUCGCAGAUCGCGAGAGCAGGUCAGGCUGAAAAACCUGCGGGCCAAUCUAUCAAAAAUGUCGCCGUCCCCGGUCACUCCGCAGGAUGGAGAAGCUACACCAAUGAAAACUCCCACGGACAGUACCGCACACACUUGCGCGCUCUGUAAAACCGAAGUACACACGCCAGGCCCCUAA
Messenger RNA from Penicillium digitatum Pd1, 795 nucleotides. RefSeq lists its product as uncharacterized. The record is from RefSeq and is a predicted model, not a curated record. NCBI's taxonomy places the organism in Eukaryota, Fungi, Ascomycota, Eurotiomycetes, Eurotiales, Aspergillaceae.